AUGGAGUCCUCAGUGAACCAGACCCUUAUUCCAGACACCCUAACACACGUGAAGGCCGACCAGGGAGUAUCAAACCUGGUCACCGCGGUGUUGUCCGGUGUUGCUCUUCAUAUUUUUGUUUUCAACCGCGGAGAAUGGGACGUUGGCGCACCCAAGAUCCCAGUUAGCCUGUUCAGCGUCCAGGUACUUCUGUAUAUUUUCCUGCUGUUCUCAGAGCCCCAAGCAUCCAUUCUAUCAGCGCUAUGGGAGACGACCAAGAUAAGCAGUUGCGUGCUUGCUGGUAUAACAGCCAGUAUCCUGCUGUAUCGUGCAUUUUUCCACCGACUCUGUCGAUUUCCGGGACCCUUAGGCGCACGUCUGUCGAUGGCAUACAUUGCGAGCAUGUCUGCGAAACACCCAGAUGCUUUCAAUUACAUUCAAGGUCUGCAUCGCAAACAUGGUGACUUUGUGCGGACAGGACCAACUGAACUAUCCAUAAACCAUCCUGAUGCCCUCAAUGUCAUCCACUCCGGUCAAUCGCGAUGCACGAAAGGGCCAUGGUACAGCAUGCUACACCCGUUUAUCUCACUCUUUGCGAUUCGAGACAAGGCAGAGCAUAGUCGGCGCCGUAAGCCAUGGGAACUCGCUUUCCGUGCCAAAGCUGUGCAGGACUACAUGCCCUCAGUUGACAAAUGCACUACCGAUCUGUUGCAGCAGAUUGAGCGGCAGAAAGGCGCGCCGAUUGAUAUGACCAUGUGGAUCAACUUGUUCAUGUUCGAUUUGACUGGACUCGUGGCCUUUAGCCAAGAGUACAACUGCGUGCGGGAUGGCAAGAAGCAUCCGAUCAUGGAAGUGAACGACUCGUCCAACCUAAUCUCCGGUAUCGUGAGCCAGAUAGUCUGGGCCAUUUCAUUCGUCAAGGUCAUUCCAGGUCUCAAUACCAAUAUGAAGCUGCUCAUCGAGUUUUCCGAGCAACAAGUGCGUAAUCGCGAGAAGAUGGAGAAGUCAGAUCACAGUGAUGUGUUUUCCUGGCUAUGGGAGGACUUCAAACUUGAGGGCCGUGAUAUGCCGCAAUCUCGUCUGGAUCUUGUGGCCGACGCAUCAUUGGUGAUUUUCGCAGGCAGUGGAACCGUCGCAGUCACCAUUAUCGGAGUGCUUUAUUUCCUCGCCAGUGAAUCACCUCGCCAUCUCGAAGCAAUUCAACGCGAGCUGAACAGUCUAGAGGAGAUCAACUCCCAUACACUAACAAAAAUGACUCACCUCAACGCUGUCAUCAAUGAGACUCUGCGACUCCACUACCCAGCGCUUUCUGGCUUCCAGCGCCAGACUCCAGCCAGCGGUAUCCACAUUGGUGAUACCUAUAUCCCAGGUGACAUCAACGUCAAGAUCCCAUUCUAUACGCUAUUCCGCGACGAGCGCAACUUCGACCAGCCCGAGACAUUCAUUCCGGAGAGAUGGACGACGCAGUCCCACCUGGUCAGGAAUAGGGAGGCAUUCGCCCCGUUCCUGCUGGGACCUUACAAUUGCCUCGGCAAAUCCCUUGCACUGAUGCAGGUGCGUCAUGUUGUAGUUGAGUUAAUUCGACGAUAUGACUUUUCUCUGGCUCCAGAGCAAAAUGCGAAGGACUAUUGGGAUGCUCGUACAGACGGGUUUGUGAUGGGUUUGGGGCCUUUGCAGCUCAUAUUCACAGAUCGGGCAGAUCCUCUUUGA
Messenger RNA from Penicillium bovifimosum, 1689 nucleotides. Its product is annotated as cytochrome P450. Gene Ontology annotation, molecular function: oxidoreductase activity, acting on paired donors, with incorporation or reduction of molecular oxygen; iron ion binding; monooxygenase activity. NCBI's taxonomy places the organism in Eukaryota, Fungi, Ascomycota, Eurotiomycetes, Eurotiales, Aspergillaceae. The coding region runs from base 1 to 1689 and encodes 562 amino acids. The record is from RefSeq and is a predicted model, not a curated record. The transcript is spliced from 5 exons.